CCUCCUGCCCGCCCGCCCGCCCGCUGUAUGCCCCGGGGGCGCGGCCAUGGAGGUGGUGGGCGACUUCGAGUACAGCAAGAGGGACCUCGUGGGACACGGGGCCUUCGCCGUGGUCUUCCGGGGGCGGCACCGCCAGAAAACUGAUUGGGAGGUAGCUAUUAAAAGUAUUAAUAAAAAGAACUUGUCAAAAUCACAAAUACUGCUUGGGAAGGAAAUUAAGAUCUUAAAGGAACUUCAGCAUGAAAAUAUUGUAGCACUCUAUGAUGUUCAGGAAUUACCCAACUCUGUCUUUCUGGUGAUGGAGUACUGCAAUGGUGGAGACCUGGCAGAUUAUUUGCAAGCUAAAGGAACUCUCAGUGAAGAUACUAUUAGGGUGUUUCUGCAUCAGAUCGCAGCUGCCAUGCGGAUUCUGCACAGCAAAGGAAUAAUCCACAGGGAUCUCAAACCCCAGAACAUCUUGCUGUCAUAUGCGAAUCGCAGAAAAUCCACCGUCAGUAGUAUUCGCAUCAAAAUAGCGGAUUUUGGGUUUGCCCGUUACCUGCAGAGUAACAUGAUGGCUGCAACACUGUGUGGGUCCCCAAUGUACAUGGCUCCUGAAGUUAUUAUGUCUCAACAUUAUGAUGCUAAGGCAGACCUGUGGAGCAUAGGAACGGUGAUAUAUCAAUGCCUAGUUGGAAAACCACCUUUUCAGGCCAAUAGUCCUCAAGACCUCAGGAUGUUUUAUGAAAAAAACAGGAGCUUAAUGCCUAGUAUUCCCAGAGAAACAUCACCUUACUCGGUUAAUCUCCUCUUGGGUUUGCUUCAGAGAAACCAGAAAGAUAGAAUGGACUUUGGUAACAUUUUUUUUAGCCAUCCUUUUCUUGAACAAGUUCAGUGAAAAAAUGUGACCUGCCCAGUUCCAGUGCCCGUGUAUGCUGGCUCCGUCUCUGGGAGCUCCUGUGGCAGCUCUCCAUCCUGUCGCUUUGCCUCUCCACCAUCCCUUCCAGAUAUGCAGCAUAUUCAGGAAGAAAACUUAUCCUCCCCACCAUUGGGUCCUCCCAACUAUCUACAAGUGUCCAAAGAUUCUGCCAGUACUAGUAGCAAGAACUCUUCUUGUGACACGGAUGACUUUGUUUUGGUUCCACACAACAUCUCGUCAGACCACUCAUUAUCACCAAGGUGUCAAAUGAAAGAGAAACAGUCUCACUUGGAUUUCUUUCCUUUUUCAAUCCAUGAUCAUUGCAGUCAGUGUCAGCCCACUGUGUCGCCUCACAGUGAGACAGCACCAAUUCCAGUUCCUACUCAGAUAAGGAAUUAUCAGCGCAUAGAGCAGAAUCUUACAUCUCCUGCCAGCUCUGGCACAAAUAUACAUGGUUCUCCAAGAUCUGCAGUGGUACGAAGGUCCAACACCAGCCCACUGGGCUUCCUCCGGCUGGGAUCCUGCUCCCCGGCGCCCGCAGACACAGUGCAGACAGUCGGACGAAGACUCUCCACUGGGUCUUCCAGGCCUUACUCACCUUCCCCUUUGGUUGGGACCAUUCCGGAGCAGCUGAGUCAGUGCUGCUGUGGGCAUCCUCAGGGUCACGAAUCCAGGAGUAGAAACUCAUCAGGUUCCCCAGUGCCACCGGCUCCGUCACCACAGUCUCUCCUGUCGGGUGCUAGGCUGCAGAGUGCCCCGACCCUCACCGACAUCUACCAGAACAAGCAGAAACUCAGAAAGCAGCACUCGGACCCCGUGUGCCCGUCCCACGCCGGGGUUGGGUACAGCUACUCACCUCAGCCCAGUCGGCCCGGCAGCCUCGGAACCUCUCCCACCAAGCACACGGGGUCCUCUCCUCGCAGUUCGGACUGGUUCUUUAAAACUCCUUUACCAACCAUCAUUGGCUCUCCUACUAAGACCACGGCUCCUUUCAAAAUACCUAAAACGCAAGCGUCUUCCAACCUGCUAGCCUUGGUGACUCGCCACGGGCCCUCUGAAGGGCAGACUAAAGACGGGAGUGACCCACGGGAGUGCCCUCAUUGUCUCCUGGCUCAAGGCGGCGAGAGGCAGAAGCCUGAGCAGCAGAACAAAACGGUGUUUGGCAGAUCUGUCAGUGCUGGGAAAUUAUCAGACCAACAAGCGAAGAUACCUUUAGGUGGACAUCAGGGCAGCACGGACAGUUUAAAUACAGAACGACCAAUGGAUAUAGCCCCUGCAGGAGCUUGUGGUGGUGGACUGGCACCUCCUAUAGGAACAGCAGCAAGUUCCAGAGCUGUCCUGUUCACUGUAGGAUCUCCUCCACACAGUGCCACGGCCCCCACUUGUACCCAUAUGGUCCUUCGAACAAGAACAACCUCAGCCGGCUCCAGCAGCCCCGGGGGCUCCCUGUGCUCUGCCAACGCCGUGUGUGUGGGCUCCCCGCCGGGGCCCGGUUGGGGAGCUUCCCCUCCAGGAGCCGAGGCUGCUCCCAGCCUGAGAUACAUGCCCUAUGGUGCUUCACCCCCAAGCCUGGAGGGGCUCGUCACCUUUGAAGCCCCGGAGCUGCCGGAGGAGACACUGAUGGAGAGAGAACACACAGACACCUUACGCCACCUCAACGUGAUGCUGAUGUUCACGGAGUGCGUGCUGGACCUGACGGCCGUGCGGGGCGGCCACCCGGAGCUGUGCACAUCCGCUGUCUCCUUGUACCAGAUCCAGGAGAGUGUGGUCGUGGACCAGAUCAGCCAGCUGAGCAAAGACUGGGGGCGCGUGGAGCAGCUGGUGUUAUACAUGAAAGCCGCACAGCUCUUAGCAGCCUCUCUGCAUCUCGCCAAAGCCCAGAUCAAGUCCGGGAAGCUGAGCCCGUCCACAGCUGUGAAACAAGUUGUUAAAAAUCUGAAUGAACGAUACAAAUUCUGCAUCACCAUGUGCAAGAAACUUACAGAAAAGCUGAAUCGCUUCUUCUCUGACAAACAGAGAUUUAUUGAUGAAAUCAACAGCGUGACUGCAGAGAAACUCAUCUAUACUUGUGCUGUAGAAAUGGUUCAGUCUGCCGCCCUGGAUGAGAUGUUUCAGCAGACCGAAGACAUCGUUUAUCGCUACCAUAAGGCAGCCCUUCUUCCGGAAGGCCUCACUAAGAUUCUCCAGGACCCUGCCGACAUCGAAAAUGUACAUAAAUAUAAAACUAGUAUUGAAAGAAGAUUGUCAGCACUCUGUUGUAGCUCCGCGACCCUGUGAGCAGCUGCAGGCUCAUCCCUGGACCAGCAGUGGGACUGAGAAGAGAGGUUUGGGAUGACAGCUUGGGUUCUGGGUUUCCCCAGCCCCAGGAAACCCUAGUCUCCCACCUGGUGACUACCAAAGAACAAGCAUGACUUCAAAAAGGAAAACCACCCAAAAAAACUACAGACUUGUAGGAAAUCUGCCUUAUUGGAGGCGUCAGCCCUUCCCUUUUCUCUGUAGAAGCAGAAGCACAAGUAUUCCACUUGGCUCUCAGUUUUGACGGGGUCAAUAAAUGGACCUUAGAAAUAGAAUGAUCAGUGCAGUUAUUCCUAAGGAUAAUUAAGAAGGGAACAAAGUAGGUGGCUCUAUACUCAGUUCACCAGGGCAGUGUGUGAAAUUCCACGUGUUUACUGAGGUAUAAAGUAAAUAAAAUAAAAUAAAAUAAAAAUCGACAUCUCAUCCAGGCAGUGUGAUAACUGGGGUCGGUUUGUCUGAACCUGAGCACGCAUCCGUCGACAGCCCAGGAAGAGCGAGCUCGAGAACGAGCUGAGAGAAGGCUCUUGGCAGAAGUGGUGAACUCUUCCAUUUGAUCGAAUAUGGACACAUGUUCAUCUUCCAAACUCUUUCAUAUUGCACUAAUUUAUUAAAACACCUGUGUAUUGGAUUUUGCAAUUUAAAACUAACUGAGGCACAAUGGACUUGUUUAAAAUAUUUUACUUGAUUAUGUUAUAUACACACACCCUUUCCAGAAUUCACAUGUAACCUCUAGUGGACUUUUAAAUGGUAAAAACUUGUGUUCAUGUGAACCUUUGCAUUUUUUUAACCUAUCCAUCUACACAUACAGAUUUUCUCAGUGGUGUCUUUGAGUUGCUGGCCGUUUGCUUUCGGUUGUAUUUUUUAUUGUGCAUGCAGAGUGUGCAUCGAUGCCUGUGAUCUCUAGGUUUACUAAAGGCUAGGUUUAUUUGGGCAGUAUUAGAGAAAAAUACCAACUCGGGAUCCUCUCAAGAGUUUUAAUAGGGCCAAAACAAGGUUGGUGAUCUAAAGGCUUGUUGGUGAUGUGGAGUUUCUCCAUGAAGUUAGUGACAAAUGAGAUUUGUCUUCUCUUAGGAAGACGGGCGGCUCUUUGCAGCCUAAUGUGCAUGGUUCGUGUCCAUCCUGACGGUCCACCAACGGCUGGUCACGGAGAACGCGGGCAGGUCACGUCCCUCCAGAAAUGGUUCCUGCAUCGUGUAUGGUUUCGUUUCUAUUCCGCACCUGCUUGAAUACUUGAAUAAACCAUUCUCCAGUUUUAAUCCUUUUAUUUUUACCCUUUUAGGUAACAUAAUCCAGACUCUGACAAAUUGCACAGAAGCUCUUUGGCAUUAAUCUAAUUUUAAGAUACUGAUGCAGACAGACAAAAACAUGGUUUUUCCUUUACUUUGACGAAGUAAUGUAAUUUUUACCUUAUUUAUCUGUAUGAAAUUCCAGCAGUUAAUUUGAACAUUUAUUUAUACAAUGUUUGUAUUUUUAGGUCUUUAAUACAGUGUUUCUACCUCUCAUUUGUAACUGCAUGCAUUAUUCUUGAAACUAGGUAAAACUCACGGAAUCGUUGUGUAAUAGCCUUUUUAUUCUUGUGUGUACAGAUGUAUAUUAAGGUAAAAUAAAACUGACAAAGUGUUUCUAGGGUAAAGCUGGGUCCAUAUUACAUGGCUUGUCAAGCCAGCUCCUUCCUCUGUGAGUCUGGAGGCUUGGGCAUUAAUGUCCUUUGUCCUGCCCAAGAUUUUGGAUGCUCAGUGACUGUCCCGCCCGCUGCCACGUUUGGAGGGUACGCGAUGGGGUUCCCGCCCUUCCCUGCAGGGCUUCCAAACACUGUUACUAGGAAUACUCUGUUUUGUAUCAUUUUUUUCAAGCCUCCUGGGCAAUUUCAUUUAUGUCCUCCUGGUUCUCACUCACAUUAUCUCAAGAGGCCCUCCAAGCAGCUGGGUUCGCUCAGGCCCCUCCGCCCCAUCCCAUCUUUUUUUUUUUUGAAUCAGCACAGGAUGAAACAGGUUCACUGCAAGUGAUUGGUUUGAAGUCAGGUAACUAAGGGAGGUAGGUAAGCCAUGCUUUGUGACUCCCAAGUUCGUUCUUCUCCCUCUUGUGUAACAAAGGUCCGUCCCGUGGUAGAUGCCGUGUGUGAAACUGUGACGUGUGGACGGCGGAGAACAGACUGUAAACUCAUGAAUAAUGGUUCUGAUUCUACCCCCAUUAUCAAGGCCAAUUGUUUCCAGAGAUUUUGCCUUGACUAUAGCAAUAAUAAAUGCUUUAUGUUUCCAUGA
Lutra lutra (Eurasian river otter) is the source of this 5454-nucleotide messenger RNA. Its product is annotated as serine/threonine-protein kinase ULK2-like. Gene Ontology annotation, biological process: autophagosome organization; peptidyl-serine phosphorylation; autophagy. Gene Ontology annotation, molecular function: ATP binding; protein serine/threonine kinase activity. Gene Ontology annotation, cellular component: cytoplasm; autophagosome. The record is from RefSeq and is a predicted model, not a curated record. Lineage: Eukaryota; Metazoa; Chordata; Mammalia; Carnivora; Mustelidae.